Molecule: messenger RNA, 827 nt
Organism: Hemicordylus capensis (graceful crag lizard)
Lineage: Eukaryota; Metazoa; Chordata; Lepidosauria; Squamata; Cordylidae
Product: somatotropin-like
Exons: 5
Coding region: 1-642 (213 amino acids)
Biological process (GO): positive regulation of growth; animal organ development; positive regulation of tyrosine phosphorylation of STAT protein
Cellular component (GO): extracellular region
Molecular function (GO): hormone activity
Source: RefSeq, a predicted model, not a curated record
AUGGGAUCUUCGCCCUCUCUGUUCGCUGUUGCUGUGGUUGUCCUGGCCCUGCAAUGGCCUCAGGAAACAGUGGCCUUCCCCAGAAUUCCCUUCCGCACCCUGAUUACCAGACUAUUACAAAGGCUCGAUGGUCUUCACACGUUUGCAACAGAUACCUUGAGGGAGUAUGAAGCUUCCCUCUCGCCAGAUGACCUGCAGUACGCCAUGCAACAUGCUCAUACCACCGAAUGUUUCUCUGAAAGCAUCCCUGCACCCUCAAGCAAGUAUGAAAUUCAGCAAGCACAGGACUUGCAGCUGCUCAGGUUUUCCCAGUCAAUCAUUCACUCCUGGAUAGGCCCUGUGAUGCCAUCGAGCGGGGAGUUCACGAACAGACUGGCCUUUGGGCCAGGAGUGAAUAAAAAACUCCGAGAUUUGGAAGAAGGUAUCCAGGCUCUAAUUGGGGACAUGGGAGGGAACUCACGAAGCCUUCAGAUACCCACCAAUGACAAGUUGGAUGUCAACCUCCGGACUGACGAUUCCGUGGUGAGAAACUAUGGCCUCUUUUCCUGCUUAAAGACAGACCUGCACAAGGUGGAGAUCUAUGUUACAACGAUAAAAUGCCGGCGUUUGGGGGGAAACGACUGUAACAUCUCUGCCUUCUGAGUGCAGGAAAAUUCUGCUGAUGCCUACUCUGUGACCUCCUGUGCAAGGGAAAAAUCUGAGCCAAGCUGAGACCAAAAUGUUCUGCAUAUAGUAGCUCUGCUCUUCGUGAGGCCCCUCUAUAUUCCUUUGUGCUUCUUAAGAUAAAAGCAGUUUCACCUCUGAAGAAUAAACAUGCUUUGCUUUAA